This is a messenger RNA of Oreochromis aureus, 7163 nucleotides long. RefSeq names its product fms related receptor tyrosine kinase 1 (gene flt1). The record is from RefSeq and is a predicted model, not a curated record. Bases 229 to 4068 code for a protein of 1279 amino acids. Lineage: Eukaryota; Metazoa; Chordata; Actinopteri; Cichliformes; Cichlidae. Gene Ontology annotation, biological process: multicellular organism development; vascular endothelial growth factor receptor signaling pathway; protein phosphorylation. Gene Ontology annotation, molecular function: vascular endothelial growth factor receptor activity; ATP binding. Gene Ontology annotation, cellular component: plasma membrane; signaling receptor complex. The transcript has 30 exons.
CUCAAGCGCGGUGUCCUGUUGCGUGAUCUCCCGCAGCUAAACUCAGGAAACUGUCUCCCAUUCGGUGACCCUCAGCUCAGAGCGCAGCAGUCAACCGCGCUGUGCUGCGUUUGUAGUCCGGUGGAGAGAGAAAAAAAAGAAGGGGGGAAAAGGAUCCACAGCAGGAAUACAACUUCUUUCAUGCGUUAUUUUAUUUGAAAGCGCAAAGCUGCUUCGGAGUCUCCAGACAUGAUGAAUAUUAUUCUCAUCUCCGUGCUGUGUGGAUUUUAUGGUGUUCUAGCAAAAGAUAAAGAUCAGAAGGGGAGGUUCAGCGUCCCUCUCCUGGAUGUCAGAUCUCGGCAGCUGGUCCUGGAUGCUAACCAGAUGCUAACACUCAACUGCAGGGGUCGCUGGCAGCUGACCUGGACGUUCCCAGCAGGCUUGGACAGAGAUCAGGUGGAAGUGAAUGAAUCUCGCUGUGGAAGGACGAGCAAGCAUUACUGCAGCCAGGUGAAAGUCAGCGGCAUCCAGGCCCAGCACACUGGCCUGUUCCGCUGCCGGUACCAGGACAAACCCCAUAAACAGACAUCCAUCUACGUUUAUGUCACAGACAGCCAGCAGCUAUUCGUGGAGGAUGCAAAAAUGAGCACAGACGUGUUGUACAUGAAGGAAAAGGAGCCACUGGUCAUCCCCUGCCGGGUCACCAGCCCCAACGUCACCACAGAACUAGUAAAGUACCACAGCCACAGCUUGAGUGCAGACCAGAGGAACAUUAUCUGGAACAGCAGGCGAGGCUUCACAAUCAGAUCUCCCACCUUCUUUUACAUCGGCCUCUUCUUCUGCCAGACCACUGGGGACGAAGUCCGACACCAGUCACGCAGCUAUUUUGUACACAGAAUAGUGAAUAAAAUCAAAGACGUGCGUCUGAACAGCAGUGAACAUACGCAGGCCUUAAAGGGACGGCGACUGGUCUUGAACUGCUCUGCCACUGCCGAGUUGAACACCAGAGUCAACUUUACAUGGGACUACCCUGGAAAGAGUACCAAUACCGGCUCAACUUUCAAAAGGCUCGUGAAACAUCAAACAGAAAUGUUGUUCUACAGUAUUCUGACCAUCCCGAAGCUCCAGCGUUCAGACCGAGGCCGCUACACGUGCCGCGUCACCAGUGGUGAUCAAAGGCAGCACAAACAAGUCAAUGUUACUGUCUAUGACCGACCAUUUAUCCGCCUGAAACCCAGAAACGGACUGGUGAUGACGGUGCAAGCAGGAGAGAAAUCUUAUAAAAUCUCUCCCAAACUGCGAGCUUUCCCGGCCCCAAAAGUCAUUUGGCUGAAGGAUGGCACGGUUGCAGCAGAGCAAUGCUCCAGAUACCACAUGAGUGGGAAUUCCCUGGUUAUCCGGGAUGUUGCAGAAGAGGAUGCUGGCAAGUACACGGUCCUCGUACGAAACCAGGAACACAGACUCUACCAGAAUCUCACGCUCACACUUGUGGUUAAUGUGAGUCCUAAAAUAGGGGAGAAAGCGGUGUUGCUGCAGGACCCGGGCUCCGUACCACGGGGGAGCAGACAAGCCCUGCGCUGCACAUCCCACGGAGUCCCUCCUCCACACAUCCAGUGGCUUUGGCAUCCCUGUCCUUCUAAAGGCCUGUGUGUGUGUCCCACGUCCUCCUCGCUAUGGAGCCCUGUGACAGAGAGUCUCCCCGCCUCGUCUACACACAACCGCAUCCUGAGUGUUACGCACAGAGAGGAAGUGCUUCAGGGGAAGAAAAGGACGGUGGGGGUCCUGACUGUAGCAGAGGCCUUUGUGUCUGGAGUGUAUCGCUGCAUCGCCUCCAACUCUGCGGGGGCAGACCAGCUAGACAUCCACUUCUACAUCACAGAUGUCCCUGGAGGCUUCUGUGUAAAGCAGAUGGAGGAGGCCAGAGAGGGUGGAGACCUCCGCCUCACCUGUUUAGCCAAUAAAUACCUGUACACAGCACUGUCAUGGCAGAGAAUGAACAACACAGAGGAAGCCCAGUCUCGCGGCUCGAAUAAUCAGCAGUUCAUGGUUGGAGAUUUCUCCAACUCGCUGGUCCUGUUAAUAAGCAACCUGACGGCCAGAGACAGUGGAGCCUACAGAUGCUCCGCCCGCCACAUCGUCACCGGGCAGGAGACACACCUGGAAACACAGGUGGAGGUGACAAUCCUGGAGCCUCCUGUCCUGGUGAGUAAUUUGACAGAUUGCACCGUCAAUGUUAGCAGCUCAGUGACCCUCAGCUGUCCAUGUCGAGGGGUCCCACCCCCAACCAUCACAUGGUACAAAGACCAGCGUGUUCUGCUGCAGGGAUCAGGUAUUGUUAUAUCAGCAGAGGAAGCGACGCUCCAUAUUGACCGGAUCACAGUGGAGGACGAGGGUCUGUAUACGUGCCAGGCCACCAAUGAGAGGGGGUCUGCGGAGAGCUCGGCCUACAUAUGGGUUAGCGGUGCUCCAGAAAGCUCAUUUCUUGAAAUCCCUACUCUCACCUGUACCUGUGUGGUGGCUGCUCUCUUUUGGUUUUUGCUCACGCUCUUCAUACGAAAAAUGAAGCAGCCCAACAGCUCAUACACCAAAACCGAGUACUUGUCAAUCGUACUGGACACAGGAGAGGGGCCGAUAGAUGAGCAGUGCGAGAGGUUGCAUUAUGACCCCAACCAAUGGGAGUUCCCCCGGGAGCGCCUGAAAUUAGGAAAGCUUCUAGGCCGUGGGGCCUUUGGUAAAGUCAUGCAGGCAUCUGCAUUUGGUAUAAACAAAGGCACCAGCUGCAAGACUGUGGCUGUAAAGAUGCUCAAAGAGGGCGCUACAGCCAACGAACACAAGGCGUUGAUGACUGAAUUGAAGAUCCUCAACCACAUUGGAAACCAUUUGAAUGUCGUGAACCUUUUGGGAGCUUGCACCAAACCAGGAGGACCGCUCAUGGUCAUUGUCGAGUACUGUCGUUUUGGAAAUCUUUCAACCUUCCUAAAGAACAAGAGAGACGUGUUUGUACAAGACCGGCUGGCUGGAGUAAAAGGUGGAGGGCAGUGUUGGGACAGCAGCGUGUCCGACGACCAGAGCAGCUUUCACACAGACUUUGAUGAGAGAGAUGAGAAGGGCAGUGACCUCUAUCCACAAACUGCUCCCAAUUCCCCUCUUUACCUGGAGGAUCUCAUUUCUUUCAGCUUUCAGGUGGCACGAGGAAUGGAGUUUCUGGCCUCUCGCAAGUGUAUUCACAGAGACCUGGCCGCGAGGAACGUUUUACUGUCAGAUAAUAAAGUGGUGAAGAUAUGUGACUUUGGCCUGGCCAGGGACAUCUACAAAGACCCCGACUACGUCCGCAAAGGAGAUGCCCGGCUCCCACUCAAGUGGAUGUCUCCCGAGUCCAUCUUUGACAAGGUGUUCACCACCCAGAGUGACGUGUGGUCCUACGGCAUACUGCUGUGGGAGAUCUUCUCUUUGGGAGCGUCCCCGUACCCUGGACUUCACAUAGAUGAAGAGUUCUGCCACAGGCUGAAAGGGGGAACAAGGAUGCGAGCGCCAGAAUACAGCACGCCUGAGAUUUACAGCACAAUGCUAGCAUGUUGGGAGGCCAACGCCGCCGACCGACCCACCUUCACUAACUUGGUGGAGACAAUGGGAGAGCUGCUACAAGCGAGAGUGCAACAGGAUGGGAAGGAUUAUAUUCCUCUGGGAUCUUUUAUGACUGGAGAAAGUGAUCGCUGUGAGGCCUUCAAAGAAAAUCCGCUCGCAGUCACAAACCUGAGUUACAUGAGGGGCAUGGCCACACUGCGGACUUUUGAACAUUUGCCUUGCGAGGACCUAACCACCCCUGAUGAUGAGCAGACCGAUAGUGGCAUGGUCCUCCCAUCUGAGGAACUGAAGAAUAUGACGAAGAGCAACUGCAGCAAGCACAGGAAACUCAGCAGGUUCUUCACCUUCACCAAGUGUCGAGACACCCAGGUGCCCUUCCUGUGCAGUGACAUCGCAGGUCUCCGUGAAAACGACCCCUCGAUCCUGCCAUGUGACUGGGAGUCUGACGAGGGAGGCUCCCCUCCUCCAGACUAUAACUCAGCCUUCCUCUACCCCUCCCUUUAGCAUCCACGCUUGUGUAUUUUUCACAACUUCAUACAGGGUUUAUACAGCUUUUUAUAAUUUCUCCAGACCUCACCUUACACUUUUUAAUUUACCCCACCUCACUUUUUAUAGUAUCUGCACGUCCAAAUGCCCCAAAUAUUUUGGAUCUUCCUCCUUCAGCCAAACUUGUUCAAGAAACCUUUGCAAAAUCGCAUGCUGUUGUACAACAAAGCUUCCUCACAAGUAUUAUCUCAGUGCUUUUCCACCACAUUACCCAUUCUACGAGCAGCUAAGUCUUACCUGACAGUACUUAUACCCGUGCAGUUAUGCAGAAUGUAUUCACUAGUAUGUAACUAUCAGAGCUUAUUGUAUUGGUACCUCAUGCCUGAAGCCUUGUGAAGAGGAGCACUGCUGUAUAAAAUAACUGCUCCUCUUGCACAGCUACUACAUGCUGGAAAAAGUUAUUAUCCACUGAAUUAUACAGCUAGACGCAAUAUAUGUACCUGUAUUUAUUUUAGUUAUGCAACCAAAAUGUUACAACCUUAAAUUUGACCAUUUGUGAGUGUAAAUUUUACUCAGUUUCCACUUUAAUAGGUACACGUAGCUGUAAAUCUUGCAGUCCAACACAACAGCCUUGGUAAAAAAAUAAUUACAUUAAUUAAAGGUAACCUGCUAUCAGUUUCCUUAUUCCUACCACAGAAAUACAGCGGCAUGGCCAAAAUAUUGAAUGAGGUCACCAUGUUAGUAAGUCUAUAUUUUCAACUGCUGCUUAAAACAUCCGUUUGCAAGGGCAACCAGUUAGAGGGAAGCUGGUAUCUAAGACUAGUUAUUUUAGAAAGAUGACAAACUGGAGUUGCACUAAGGCAUAGUCUAAAGAUAAACAAGGAUAUUUUUUUUUAACAGUGAAUAAUGCAAAGCUGUUCUAGUAGGAAGCGUCUUUAGAUCACUAAUUUUUUCACAGUCUCCACCGCAGACGAAAUAAAUAUAUUUUAUUUUAUUUAUAUAACAUCAAAUCACAACAGCAGCCACCUCAACACGCUUCAUAUUUCACGGUAAAUAUCCGACAAUGAAACUGGUGUGAGGACGAUAGGUCCUCCACACUCUCCAAGACUCAAUAUGAUUCUUUUUGUAGGCCACAGUGUUAGACUCCAAGAUUUAAGUGUAUCUAAUAAACUGACAACUCAGUAUAUGUAUUUUAAUUCAAUGUAUUCUUUAAUUCAUAAAAUCUUUCAUGCUGGGUUUGUUUCCAUUUGCAAAAACCUUUGAAUGUGCAAAGAUUAGCUUAGUUCUGAUUAGUUGAUCCUGUUUGUGUAUUCCUCUUUAUAAUACUAGUUGGUUAGUUGUGGGCAGACAGCUCUGUUGCAGACUCCGUCACAGCCCAAAUCUGUAUACAGCUGCCUUUGCCUUUUCUGGUCUUUUUUUCUAUAUCACAUCCAAAUGCAGGUUACAUUAAAGACCCCUUUUUUUUUUUUUUUUUUUUGAGGAGUGCGUCCUCCAUUGAACCCACCUCUAUUUGAGGUGCUCUUUAGAAGGGAUACCUGUAUUCUUUUGUUUCCAUUUAAGCCUAAGACGCUGCCAUUUGAAGAUAAAACUAAAAUGCCUUUAUUUUCACUGCAAGGUUAUCUAAAAACUCUGAAAUGUUUUGACACAUAUUCAUGUGGAAAUCUCACUUUGGUGGAAUACCACUGGAAAAGAUUCAGAGUGCUCAUGGACUCAGUUUUAUUCCCAGAUGAAGUCUUGUGUGCCACACUGCGAGUUUUUAACAUGGCCUUGCUGUGAAAAUAUCAGCAUCUUAAUUUUAUCUUAAAACAGGAGUGCCUUGGACUUUUUUCAUUUUAUUUAUUUGUACAGUUUCAGCCUUUAUUUUGAUAAGCUGAUAUAGGAAAGCAGGGAAUGACACACAAGAAAUGGUCCAGGACAAGCUUAAACUCAGGUCUCAGCAGCCUUUUGGCACGAGCCACCCAAGCAGAUAAGCUACAGCAGUGCCUUAAACCAGUAAUAAGUUAGGUUAAAGCCCAUCAUGCAGUUUCAAAGAAAACCAAAGAGGAAUGUGUUUAUAAUACAGGAAAAUCCAUGUUUUUACCAUGUAUGACUGUGAUAUUUUACCUAUAUAUUAAAAAAUGAUGGUCUCUGUAACUGCCCAGAAAAAAAGAAAAAAAAAAAAAAAAGACUCGACAUCAGUAUCAGUUUUGGUAUUCUUUAUUAAAAUACUGCUGUACACACAAAUAUUGCAAAAAUUUGAGACAAGAACACAAGAGGGGCUUAAAACAUACUAAGAUGGUGAUUGUAGGUGUGUUGAUGUUGGGGAAGAGGAGAAGGUCAUCACUAAUAUUAACCGGAGUGUGUGUGUUAUCAUGUGGAAUACAGUGAUAUGAGCACUGACGUUACACAGGCCGAGUCAGAAGGGGCAUGUGUGUGUUUUUCAAAAUGUGUGCAAGUUUGUUUCAAAGGGUUUUCUAAAGCACCACAUUCACCAGAUAAGUUUUGUCGGUUCAUUUUUUUCUCGUUUACUAAAACAGAGGAAGUAGUACAUGAUCUAACACAGCCAGCACCCUGAAGGUUUGUCGUUGCCCCCAAGAACAGACCGCAUUGAAAAGCUCACGUAAAAGUCGACUGCAUCCGGGACAGUUUACUUGAUUUUGACCUCUAUCAUCAUGAUUCAACUGUGUGUGUGUGAGAGUCUUUGUCACUUUAAAGCCUCGUGUUUGUAACAUUCAAAUGAUUCUAUGAAAAAUCUGAAUUGGAGGAGUCAGGAAUUUUAGCUUGGCAGAACUUGUUGUUUUCUGGGUAAUUGAAGGUAAAUGAACAAUGUCUGAGUGGUAAAUGAACCAAAAGUAGAUCUGUGCUUCAGGGCAACAUGAAAUCCCCCCCACAAUGUCUUAAACUUACAUUAACUUCCUAAAACCGCCAUCUGAAGACGUCCCGCCCGCUCCACUGUAACUCAUCUAUAUGACUGGACAAGGGGCAGCCAAUGACAGCCAGACACAUUCAAUCAUUGGGCCCAUCCAGCUGUUCGUCAUCCUGAGAGAAAGCCAAGUCAUCCAAGUGAGUGCAGCAGCCAGCGCUGCUGCUGUGUCUCCAGCAAGUUUGUAUUUCAUGAUCUUAAAAAAUAAACA